AUGGAAAAAGGGUUAAGCCGAGAGAUAUUGAAGGCGCAUAACGCCACUGGUAAAAGUACUGAUACCGUAUCUCACAAAUCGUUUGGACUUAGGGAUCGCGCCGGAACCAUGCAGAGUGAGAGCUCGAGCGGGACCGGUAAGCUCAAACUUCAGAGACUGAGACACAAAAUCAAACUUUUUGGCGGAUCUUUCUCGAAGAGCGGUUCAGAAUCGCAAAUACAGAAACAGUAUGAAAACACGUACCGUUUGGAACCAGACGAGAAAACAAAAUUUUCUACAAAGAAAGCAGAAGAAACUAUUUGUCACGUGCUGGAAAAUUAUUUGAAAGGGAAAAAGUACGAUCCGAAGAAGUUUCCAAAUUUGUGCAAAAGUUUAGCAGAACUGAUCAAAGAACGCGUGAAGACUUCCGGUUGUCAGCGGUACAAAUUGAUUGCGCAUGUCAUGAUUCUGGAAAAUCAGGGACAGAGCAUGCGCCACGUGAGCCGGUGUCUGUGGAGUAAAGAACAUGACAAUUAUGCCACGGCGACGUUUGAAACGAGCGAAUUUACGGCCGUCGGUAGUGUGUUUGCGACAUACUAUGAUUAG
This is a messenger RNA of Mercenaria mercenaria, 585 nucleotides long. RefSeq names its product dynein light chain Tctex-type protein 2B-like. Gene Ontology annotation, cellular component: cytoplasmic dynein complex; cytoplasm. Gene Ontology annotation, molecular function: dynein intermediate chain binding. NCBI's taxonomy places the organism in Eukaryota, Metazoa, Mollusca, Bivalvia, Venerida, Veneridae. The transcript has a single exon. Gene Ontology annotation, biological process: microtubule-based movement. The record is from RefSeq and is a predicted model, not a curated record. The coding region runs from base 1 to 585 and encodes 194 amino acids.